UAACGAAGGAGGCCGUGUGGUGAUGUCAUAUGCAUGACUCCAAACUAAGAUGCUCAGAGUAUCUUUUAGCAUGGCCUCUCCUCAAAAUUCUCUCCAGCCAGUCUUUGUUUUCACUCGCUCGACGGAACAUCCCCUCUUAUACCAUGCAUAAAUGGAUGCAAGUAGUUUUCUAGCACACAGCAUGAGAAGCUCUCUGUCAACAGUGGUUCGCCGGAGGAAUAAUACAAUACGGAAACCGCCGGCAUGCUCUGAUUCUGUUGUUGCUGCCGUUCUGACGACAAGGCCAAAGGAAAGCAUAGCUGAAGAAUUAGCAGGAAAGAGUAGUAUUAGCGUCUAUAAAGAUAACUGGUUCGAUCUAGUGGCCAUAAACCAUCUAUCCCAGAGUGUUCAAGCUGCAACGGGUAUAAGGAACAGCAAAAGUGGAUAUGAGAGCUUGGUGGAGGCAGCAAAAGUGGCAUCACAGAAUUUCAAUCCAAUUCAACAAAAAGAAGUGAUCAUUCAAGCCCUUGAGAGAGCCUUCCCAAGGCCAAUCCUCUCCUUGAUAAAGAUACUGCUACCACAAUCCAAAUUCGCAAGGGAAUAUUUUGCUGUCUUCACAACUGUGUUUUUUGCUUGGUUAGUCGGACCUUGCGAGGUGAGGGAAAUGGAGCUCAACGGAAGAAGAGAAAAGAAUGCAGUCCACAUCAAAAAGUGCAGGUUUUUGGAGGAGACAGGUUGCGUGGGGUUGUGCGUUAAUCUCUGUAAAAUGCCAUCCCAAACAUUUAUCAAUGACUCCUUUGGAAUUCCAGUCAACAUGGUUCCUAAUUUUGAUGAUAUGAGUUGCGAGAUGAUUUUUGGUCAGGAUCCUCCUGCUUCAACCGAAGAUCCAGCAUUCUAUCAGCCAUGCUAUAAACAAUGCAAAGCAAAGCAGAAACACAGCAUGAAGUGCUCCAGUUAAUGCACAGGGAUGCCACAGAAGGGCAUUUUUUGGGAAAAGAUCAUUCUAUUUCUGACAUCUGAUCCCCAUAUCUUUCCUUUUUACUGUCUAUGUAUCUAUGUAAUUUAAGCCUUUAAGGUAUUUAUGGUUCUUAUUCAAAAUCCAGAAAAAAUGCCAUAUCAUUCUUCUGCAGCUAAAAAGGUACCUCCAUCCAUUCAGGCAAUGGCUUUUCUAAGCAAGACCAUGCAAAGAUGGUGCAGUUGAUGUAAUUAUUUUAGUUUCAA
Molecule: messenger RNA, 1200 nt
Organism: Carya illinoinensis
Lineage: Eukaryota; Viridiplantae; Streptophyta; Magnoliopsida; Fagales; Juglandaceae
Product: beta-carotene isomerase D27, chloroplastic-like
Exons: 8
Coding region: 152-937 (261 amino acids)
Molecular function (GO): iron ion binding
Source: RefSeq, a predicted model, not a curated record